Molecule: messenger RNA, 852 nt
Organism: Lathyrus sativus (Indian pea)
Lineage: Eukaryota; Viridiplantae; Streptophyta; Magnoliopsida; Fabales; Fabaceae
Source: the annotation of a GenBank genome assembly
AUGGCCAUGAUGAUGAGCACGAUGGUUGCACUUAAUUUCACAUCUGAUGUGGAAAAAAAUAUGGCUCAUGAUCAUGCACAGGUUGUUUCUAUAACACUAUUUGUCGCUGUUCUUUGCCUACGUUUACUCAUUGGUCACUUGCUUGAAGAAAGUCGAUGGGUUAAUGAAUCGAUUGUCGUCAUUUUUGUUAGAUGCAUUGCUGGACUGGUUAUAUUGUUAAUAACUAAGGGAAAAAGUUCUCGAAUCCUUACAUUUAAUGAAGAAGUAUUCUUCAUAUAUCUCCUUCCUCCUAUAAUAUUCAAUGCAGGAUUUCAGGUGACGAAGAAACAGUUCUUCCAUAACUUUUUGACCAUCAUGAUGUUUGGAGUGGUUGGUGUUUUCAUUUUAACAUCUAUUAUUAUCGGUGGCAGUUGGUGGCUGUUUCCCAAGUUGGGUUUCUCUUACGUGACGGCGCGAGAUUAUCUUGCUUUAGGAGUAAUUUUCUCCUCAACCGACACUGUAUGUACGCUACAGGUUCUUAAUCAAGAAGCUACUCCUUUACUAUACAGCUUAGUCUUUGGGGAAGGAGUGGUAAAUGAUGUAACAUCAGUUGUACUCUUCAAUGCAGUCCAACAGCUUGAUGUUUCAAGACUUAACGGAAAGGCACUUCGUGUUAUUGGUGAUUUCUUGUAUUUAUUCGCAGCAAGCACUACGCUUGGAGUCAUAGCUGGACUUGUCACUGCAUAUAUCUUGAAAGCGUUAAGCUUUGGAAAACAUUCAAGUGUUCGUGAAAUUUCAAUGAUGAUGUUAAUGGCAUAUCUAUCCUACAUGGUGGCAGAGGUAUUGGAUGCUCACUAUUUUGUCUUUUGUUGA